Molecule: messenger RNA, 579 nt
Organism: Lottia gigantea (owl limpet)
Lineage: Eukaryota; Metazoa; Mollusca; Gastropoda; Lottiidae
Exons: 3
Coding region: 1-579 (192 amino acids)
Source: RefSeq, a predicted model, not a curated record
AUGGAUAACCUAUUAUGUUCCGUAUUGUUAUUAGCCGUAACAACACUGAUUCUUAUUGAUGCCGAUUGCUCAACUUAUCCCGCAGUUAAAAAUUCAUAUUUGAACAAAGACGACCAAUGUGAUGAUACUUCAAUUACGUGUAAUAAAGGGUAUAACAUGAAACAGAUGGUAAAAUGUGAAGGUGGAGAAUGGCAAUAUCAAGAACCGUUCUGUGAACCUCAAGAUUGUGAGUACAAGUAUACAAAUGGUACAUAUCUUAGUUUUCACUCGAAAUAUAAAUCAAUUUCAAACCAACAAGAAUGUACUGAAGUGUGUAAUAAUGAUGCAACAUGUGGCGGUGCUGAGUUCCAUACUGGUCUUUGUUUUUUCCAUCCACCACCAGUCAUCGCCGUGUUUAUUGAUACAGAUCUGAACGAAUGUAUUACAAAAUGUUCCGAGCUGAAUGAAUGUCUGAUGUUGAAUUAUUAUCCAGAUGACGAUGAGAGCAAAUGUAGGCUGUUUAACGUUACUCUUAACGACCUAUAUGAAGGGGAAAUUAGAUUCGAUAGUAGACAUAUUUUAGUAGAAAAAAUCUGUUAA